ACAUGGAUCACAUACAACGGAAGCAACAGCAAGGAAAGAAGCAGCAGCGCUGGAAGACUCCAGAUGAACGUACUCCAGAUACGGCCACAGAGAGUUCCUCUUCUUCUUGUUUUUUAGAUUACAGCCCCCCAAGACACGUCGAGGGCAAAAAAGGCGCAGGGGGCACGAAACAUCAGAAAACGUUUGCAACAGAGACGCGACAACAACCACCCAGGACAGUGAGGAACUCACAGAAACGUUAGUAUACAAUAUAUCUGACGAAUUAUUAACAUCUGAACAAUUGACUUUAUUGCAAAAGGGCUUAUCUUUUAGUCCCACUAGUAAAUGUGACACUUUUGAAUUGGAUGUCGAUCUACAGAGAUUUUUUCGUAAUUUGCGUCUUAAACGCCAUUUCUCUAAAAUCCCACCCCCUAGUGAAGUUGUAUAUAGUAAUGUGGGGGCAGGUCAUUCGCAACUAUCCCUUAAACGGGUGGGUCUCCGGAACAAAAGUAUGUUUGUGCCUCCCAUGACAGAUAAUGUAGUGGAGGCUUACAUUAAAUUGGUACAAACGGAUGUGGAUGUUUUAAAACAAAAAAUUAAGCGAAGACCAUUGAUGUUUACAAGAUCUUAUUAAUAAUGACAAUUUAAUCAUAAAACCAGCUGACAAGGGGGGUGCCCUGGUGGUAAUGAAUAAACAAAAAUAUAUGGAUGAAAUUUAUCUACAAUUGGCAGAUGGUAAUGUGUACAAGAAAGUCGAUUCGGAUCCACUAGCAUCCAUACAACAGUGCAUUGCAAAUUGUGUGCUUGAUGCAAUGGAGGCUGGCAUUGUGGAUGACGAUCUAAAAAAAUUCCUGAUUAAAGACAAUCCUAUUACGCCAAUAUUGUACACAUUACCUAAAAUUCACAAAAACUUGGAGAAUCCACCAGGUCGCCCCAUUGUCGCUGGUACUGAUUCAGUCUUAUCACCAUUGGCUGUAUUUCUAGAUAAGAUAUUACAGCCUCUAGUGCAGAAUACUAAUUCUUUUGUGAAAGAUACCACACAUCUACUGAAUAUAUUGGAUCGGACCACAUUAACCAACAAUAAUGUUCUAUUAGUCAGUCUUGAUGUGUCAAGCCUUUACACAUCUAUAAAUCAUGACACAGGAAUAUCAGCUGUGACUCAUUUUUUAAAUACCACUGAAUAUACUGAGGAACAAAAGUCUUUUUUAGUGGAUUUAUUGCAAAUAGUGUUGCAUCAAAAUUAUUUUCUAUUUGGGGACAAUUUCUACAUACAACAGAGGGGUACCGCUAUGGGUAGCAACGUAGCUCCCUCUUAUGCAAAUCUGUAUAUGGCCCACAUUGAGGAGGAGGUAAUAUAUAAAAAUUCCCUAUUUAGAUCUCAUUGUACGUUGUAUCUGCGGUACAUUGAUGAUCUUUUGCUGAUCUGGGAUGGUGACUUAGAGAGCCUAAAUGCCUUUCAUCAUUUUCUUAAUGGUAUAGAAGAGACUUUAAAAUUUACAAUGGAUUUUAAUCCAACUUCCAUCAAUUUUUUGGAUGUAAAAGUGGUCAAGGAUGGAAACAUACUUAAAACUGAACUAUAUAGGAAGGUGACUGAUAAAAACAAUUUAUUGCAUUUUGCCAGUUUCCAUCCUGAUGCUUUAAAAAAUUCUCUUCCUUACUCGCAAUUUAUGAGGGUGAAGCGAAUUGUAAGUGAUUCAAAGGACUGUGACUUUUAUUUAAAAGAAAUGGUGGAUCGGUUUGGUGCUAGAGGCUACUCUAAACAGAUUUUAAAGAACAAUUUAGAGAAGGUGCACCAGCAAACCAGACAGGAAUUGUUAAUUGCCAAUGUGCCAAAGCAUAAGGAUAAUAACAGGAUAGCCUUUGUAAGCCGGUAUAAUACGGCAAGUAAACAAAUUGGGAGCAUCAUACGUAAACAUUGGCAUCUGUUACAAUCCUGUCUGACAGAAGUCCCAAGUUUUCAAUUACCACCAAUGUUGGCCUACAAAAGGGCAAGGAAUUUGAAAGAUCGUUUAGUCAAAGCUGAUGUUGGCAGCCUAAAAUCGCAGAAAUGCUUAUUUUUACAAAGGCCUAAAUUUGGAACUUUUCCUUGUCUACAUUGCUGUCAAUGCAAUUCAAUAAUUAAAGGAAAUACUUUCAAUCAUCCCCAUUCUGGUAAGCAGUAUAAAAUUAAACAGUACUACACAUGUGAAUCUACAUAUGUUGUUUAUUUAUUGAAAUGCCCGUGCGGUUUGCUAUAUAUAGGGGAAACAACCCAGAGGAUUAGAGAUCGUAUCUCUAAACACAAAUCCACUAUUCGCACAGGACAAACUUCUCUACCUGUACCGGCACAUUUUCGAUCCGCAGGACAUGCAAUUAGUCAAUUAAAAUUUCAAAUAAUUGAUUCUGUUCCAGUUCAGAGGAGAGGGGGCAAUAGACUGCUAGCAUUACAAAAAUUAGAAAUGCAGUGGAUCCAUAGGUUGGACACAGUGUGGCCGAGGGGCCUGAAUAAAGACUAUACCCCAUCUAUGUUUAUUUAUCAGUAGGUAGGCAGACUUUUUACCAGUGCUGGUUUUUUGAAAUAUCUACUAUGUGUAUACAUAUGUAUUCUAACGAACAAUUUUUGUCUUUUUAAGGUCCUUGAAUGAACCUUCUGAGUGCGGGUACCAUCAUCUGCAUAACCCAAGAUUAUUGGGGAGAAAAAUGGACUGAGUAUGCAGUUAAAGUACCGUGAUUGCGCCUCAGUUUAUUCAUUCAUAUUCUCCCUGAUUGGGAAUUACAAAUUAAUUUUUAUACAUAUAUGCACUUUAAGGUGAUAAUAUUUUCAUAUGUAACUUUUUUACACUUGUGUCAUAAUGUUCAUACUAUUUUUUUGUUUUUGCUAUUUAUGGACUUUUUAUGGAUAUUUUAUUAUAUGGGUGCACAAAAAAUUUCCAAUCAAACAUAAUGGUCUGUGAUUAUUGCACUAAUUAUGUAUGCAGGGUUUGAAUUUUAACCUAUCUCUGAGGAUUCACUAAAUUAUUCACAUGUGUCACUCCAUUAUUCAAAUUUAUCAAUUAAUUAUGUAUAUUAGCAUUGAAUCUUAACCAAUCCGUGAAGGAUCACUACCAUUGUUUCUCCACUCCUCCCUCUU
This is a messenger RNA of Xenopus laevis (African clawed frog), 3088 nucleotides long. RefSeq lists its product as uncharacterized. The transcript is spliced from 2 exons. The record is from RefSeq and is a predicted model, not a curated record. The coding region runs from base 666 to 2501 and encodes 611 amino acids. Lineage: Eukaryota; Metazoa; Chordata; Amphibia; Anura; Pipidae.